Penicillium nucicola is the source of this 1938-nucleotide messenger RNA. Its product is annotated as DER1-domain-containing protein. The transcript is spliced from 7 exons. The record is from RefSeq and is a predicted model, not a curated record. Gene Ontology annotation, cellular component: mitochondrion. Lineage: Eukaryota; Fungi; Ascomycota; Eurotiomycetes; Eurotiales; Aspergillaceae. Gene Ontology annotation, molecular function: (3R)-hydroxyacyl-[acyl-carrier-protein] dehydratase activity. Bases 1 to 1938 code for a protein of 645 amino acids.
AUGGGCAAUGAGCGACAAACAAACAGACCAAACGAUCUGAGAUCGAACUCUGGGGUUGAGACAUCAUCCGUUUCCCGAUGUCCGCACUAUUCUCUUUCCCCUUCCCCCAUGAUCAUUCCACUUCGACCCCUGCUCUCUUGGAGGCAUGGAUGCCGCACGUAUUCUUCGCUCUCAGAGCGCUUGCAUCGCGAACUGACUUCAAGGAAACUCCCGUUGACGUACGAUUACCUCCACCCACAGCCCUCACACCUGCUCAACCUUACGCUCCGUGAUCUUGUACCACCAUCUACCACUUCCGACGAUUAUGCGACUCUGCCUUCCAUCCAGAAUGCCUCUCCGCUACCAAUUGGGCACCACCUGAUUUACUUCCCGCCGCAGGUGACAUUGUCCCAACUACUCCCGGACUGUACGGAUACACUACAUACCCCCGGAGAACCAUUCAACCGGCGUCUCUGGGCAGGGGGAAAUUUAAGAUUUCCCUCAUCUAGUCCUGCUUUAGAUGGCAGUCGCGCAGUCUGCAUUGAGUCCAUCCGCAAUGUGACCGUAAAGGGCCGCGAAGGAGACGAGAAGGUGAUUGUCACUAUUGAGCGGCGCGUCGGUAAUGCGCCAGAGGGGGAAACUGCCGACGAGACCCGGGAUCGGAUCUGGAAAGAGAACGAAGAAAACCCAGGGGAGUCGUCAGUAAUUGAGAAUCGGGAUCUCAUCUUCAUGCGGUUGAAGACCGGGGCACAGAUCGAGACAGAUAAAGAGCAAUUUGGAAAGCCUAGCAGAAUUGUCAAACCUCCUUCCAAUGCGACAUUCCGCCAUUCUCUUAUGCCGACUAAGGCGCUGUUAUUCCGGUUCUCGGCACUUACGUUCAAUGCCCAUUCUAUCCAUCUGGAUAAGGGAUAUACUCAGAAUCAGGAAGGAUAUCGCGAUUUGCUGGUACAUGGCCCGUUGACGCUCACCCUUCUGUUGAGUGUGCUGCAACACCACCUGAAGCAGGUGAACCUCUGCCUCAGUAACCUUGAAUAUAAAAAUUUGGCUCCUCUGUUUGUUGGAGAGGAGCUGGUUAUUUGUGGAAAGCCCAAGAAUGAUACUGGAGCUUGGGAUGUAUGGAUUGAGAGCCAAGAUGGAGGGUUGGCUGUUAGAGAAAUCUCGUCUUCAGCUUCAGCUAUGGACUUCUUCUGGCGGGCUCCCCCAGUCACUAGGACUCUUACAGCCUUGACUCUGGUUCAAUCUGCAUUAGUGCAUGGUGGUUUAAUGAGUGGCUACCAUGCUCUAUUCCUUCCGAGUCUGAUUUUCAACUGGCGCCCCCAAAUUUGGCGGCUAGCCACUCCAUUUUUACUAACCGGACCUGGCUUGUCCUUUGUCUUUGAUCUUUACUUCAUGUACCACUAUGGCAGUUCUCUGGAGACUGGCUCGGCUCGUUUCGACCAACCUGGAGAAUUCUUCAUAUACCUGUUGUUUGUAGCCUUCACCCUCAUGCUCACAGCAGGUACCUAUUUCGGGGCGAUGAUUCUUACAAGCCCCUUGAUUAUGGCUUUCGUCUACACCUAUUCCCAGGACAAUCGAGGCAAGCGCGUGAGAUUCUACAUUAUCGAUAUCCCCGUGGUGUUUCUGCCAUACGCAUUGCUCCUAGUCACAAUGGUGAUGGGUGGGUGGCAAUCCGCUCUAGUAGAAAGCAUGGGCAUCAUCUCUGCUCAUCUGUACGACUUCAUCACUCGCAUCUACCCUACCUUCGGUGGCGGACGAAACUUCAUUAAGGUCCCAGCCUUCUUGGAGAGAUACUUUACUCGACACACCGUGAAUGUUGGAUCUCGAGGAUAUGGAUCAGCCAGUCGCCCAGCGCGAGCAGCCAAUCAGCCUGAGAGUGGACCACUCCCAUCCUCUUGGGGCUGGGCCUCUGGUGUGCAGGGAUCUUGGAAUGGCCGAGGUACUGGUCGCAGACUUGGAUAG